Populus euphratica (Euphrates poplar) is the source of this 1766-nucleotide messenger RNA. RefSeq names its product UDP-glycosyltransferase 74F2-like. The transcript has 2 exons. Bases 165 to 1538 code for a protein of 457 amino acids. Gene Ontology annotation, molecular function: quercetin 7-O-glucosyltransferase activity; quercetin 3-O-glucosyltransferase activity. The record is from RefSeq and is a predicted model, not a curated record. NCBI's taxonomy places the organism in Eukaryota, Viridiplantae, Streptophyta, Magnoliopsida, Malpighiales, Salicaceae.
AUAAGGUCCAAAACACGUGCCGUGAGAAAAAUCCUCAAAAGUUUUCCCUUAUCUCUUGGUUUUUCUUGUAUCUUUUUAUUAUUGAAAACUCCCCACAAACGAGGGUUAGUAGGACUGCUAGUCGUCGUAACCAAGAGAGCUCAAGUUGAGGGAGAGAUUGAGGGAUGGAGGAGUCAUGGAAAGGGCAUGUACUCCUAGUUCCAUAUCCAGGCCAAGGCCAUAUAAAUCCCAUGAUGCAAUUCUCAAGGCGUUUGAUCUCCAAAGGGCUCAAAGCCACUCUUGUAAACUCCAUUUUCAUUGCCAAGUCUAUGAAGCUCGGCUCCUCAAUCGGCCCUGUCCAUCUUGAUGUAAUUUCUGACGGUUUUGAUGAGGAAGGCUUUCCAACAGGUGGUUCUAGUGAACUCUAUCUCGAAAAGCUAGAGGCAGCAGGUUCAAAAACCCUAUCUGAACUUAUUGUCAAGUAUCGAAGCACACCAUACCCUAUUGAUUGUGUCAUCUAUGAGCCUUUCUUGCAUUGGGUCUUGGAUGUUGCUAAGGAUUUCGGGGUCAUGGGAGCUGCCUUUUUCACUCAACCUUGUGUUGUUGAUUAUAUUUAUUACAACAUUCAGCAUGGAUUGCUGAGUUUGCCAAUUACUUCAGCACCUGUUUCCAUUCCUGGAUUGCCUCUUCUUGAGCCUCGAGACAUGCCAUCCUUUAUCAACGUCCCUGGCUCGUAUCCUGCUUACUUCAAGAUGUUGCUGGACCAGUUUUCCAAUACAGACAAAGUUGAUUACAUUCUUAUCAACACUUUCUACAAGCUAGAGGCUGAGGCAGUGGAUACAAUAUCAAAAGUCUGCCCAACAUUGACAAUUGGACCAACAGUUCCAUCAAGAUACUUGGACAAGCGUAUUGAAGACGAUGAUUACUAUAAUCUUGAUCUCUUUACAUUACACGCAUCUAUUUCCACCAAUUGGAUCAGCAAUAAACCGCCAAGGUCAGUUGUAUAUGUGGCCUUUGGUAGCAUUUCUAACCUAUGUGAGAAGCAAAUUGAAGAACUUUCUUGGGGCUUAAAGAAUAGUAAUUACUAUUUCUUGUGGGUAAUAAGGGAAUCUGGGCAAAUCAAUCUCCCCAAAACAUUUAUGGAAGACUUAGGUGAAAAGGGUUGUGUGGUGGGGUGGAGUCCUCAAGUUAGGAUGCUAGCAAACGAAGCUGUGGGAUGUUUUCUUACACAUUGCGGUUGGAACUCAACAAUUGAGGCAUUGAGUCUUGGCAUGCCAAUGGUGGCAAUGCCACAGUGGACUGACCAGCCACCAAACGCCAAGCUGGUAGAGGAUGCUUGGAAGGUGGGAAUUAGAGUUAAGGUUGAUGAGGAAGGAAUUGUGCCAAGAGAUGAGAUUGAGUGUUGUAUCAAGGAAGUGAUGGAGGGAGAGAAGGGCGAAGAGAUGAAAAAGAAUGCUAAGAAAUGGAGAGAGUUAGCUAUUGAGGCUGUUAGUGAAGGUGGUUCUUCCGACAAGAACAUUGAUGAAUUGGUAUCUAAGAUUAUAAAAUUCAAGAAUUGAAUUGCAGCUUAUACUGUAUCAAACAUGAAACUGGGACAAAGCCACAGACACAAUCCACAUCUGUUGAGAGAGGACCCUGUUUUUCUGUAUCCUUCCUCCUCUGGACUGUGAUGUGCAUGCUGAUUUUCUUGGGAUUUCCCGUCUUCUUGUCUCAAAAUUUUUCAUGUUUACUUGAAUUUUCAUAUUUAAUUAUGUUUUAUUAAGAAAACUAGAUAGAUAAAUAAAAAA